AUGGCUCCUAAAACUUCUGAUUUUAAGUCAUCUACAUACACUCGCUCAACAUCUCUAAUUAAAACUCGUUUUAAUAAGCUUAAAGAUACUGUUGAUGAAUACUAUACCUCAAAGGAACAACUCACCCCUAUUCAAAUAAACCAACUUAAUGCUCAUUUAAAUGAAAUUCGUAAAAGAAAAGAAGAAUUCGACAACAAUGUGCAACGGGUUUUAAUCUUAGAAGAGGAUCCUAUCUCUGACAAGACAUUGUCUCAAGACCUGGAUGAAAUUGAAGGUUUAUUUUCUCAUAUCGAGGCUACUAUUGAGAUCUUAAUGUCCCAUCCUGAACCAUCUGCUAUCUUAAGUGACUCUUCUUCCGAUACUCUUCACCAACUCGCUGACGACGAAGGUGACUACUUUCCCGAGGCAGCGCAAGUACUAAGAACGCAAACCUACGUUGACGACAUCAUCACUGGUGCGGAUACUGAGGAAACGGCCUUGAAACUUCAAGAUCAAUUGGUCAACCUGUUACGAAGAGGAAGAUUUGAAUUACGUAAAUGGGUCUCCAACUCUGAUCGUCUUCUACAAGCUUUCCCCAAGGAGCAUCUUGAGACUCCCGUCUUUCUCCAAGAUUCUGAACAGCCACACUUCACAAUACUUGGCCUACAUUGGUCUCCCCACUCUGACUGCUUCACUUACAACCUUAACUUCCCUAUGGACCCUCAUCCAUCAAAACGUUCGAUCUUGAGCAUCAUAGCAAAAAUCUACGAUCCUUGUGGAUUUCUCGCUCCCUCCAUCAUGCAAGCAAAAUGUUUUAUGCAGUUACUAUGGACCACAGGCUUAUCCUGGGAUGAUCCCCUGCCCACUAAUUUCGCCGAAAAAUGGCAUUCAUUCCUAAUCGAUACUCAAUAUUUAUCUCAAAUUUCUAUUCCUCGAGCGUUACAGUUUUCCCUGUCAUGCACCGUAGAAUUACAUGGCUUCGCAGAUGCGUCAGAGAGUGGCUACGCUGCUGUCGUAUAUUUCCGCUGUCAGAUGUCUAAUGGUGACACCAUCAUUCGUCCAAUAAUCUUAAAGACUUGUGUCUCUCCUCUCAAAAGAGUAACUCUUCCUCGCCUUGAGCUUUGUGCUGCUCAUCUUCUCGCGCAAUUAGUAGCACAUUGUCAUUCUCUCUUCUCAGAUAAAAUUGCCAUCAAAAAUAUCUAUCUAUGGAGUGACUCCUCGAUAGUCUUGGCAUGGUUACGGACUCCACCCUACAAACUCAAGACUUAUGUAGCCAACAGGGUUUCUCAAACUCAAGAACUUGUUCCCAUCGACUCUUGGCGACACAUAUCAAGUACUGAUAAUCCUGCAGACUGUGCGUCACGAGGAAUUUCUGCUUCCCUACUUGUCAACCAUCCGCUCUGGUGGACAGGCCCUCCUUGGCUUAAGCUCCCCACUUGUCAUUGGCCUACCUCGCACUUCAUUCCUGAGGACCUUUCUUCGUCAGAAGAAAUCAAGAAGACACCUUUGGUUGUUCUUACAUCGGCUCCUCAAAAGGAGUGGGAACUUCUUUCUGCCUACUCAUCGUGGAACAAACUCCAACGCAUUGUCGCUCUUCUUAACCGCUUCAUUCACAAUUGUCGUCACCAAAAUGACCGUCUCAGUGGUCCUCUCUCAUCGUCUGAAAUCUCCAAAGCUCGUCUCAAGAUCUUCCAUCAUGUUCCACAAGCCACCUUUGCAGAUGAAAUAGUGUCCCUCCAAAAGAAGCGUGACUGCUCCACCAGACUACAACGUGAAACACCAUUUCUUGACUUUGGUUAA
Macrosteles quadrilineatus (aster leafhopper) is the source of this 1779-nucleotide messenger RNA. RefSeq lists its product as uncharacterized. Bases 1 to 1779 code for a protein of 592 amino acids. The transcript has a single exon. The record is from RefSeq and is a predicted model, not a curated record. NCBI's taxonomy places the organism in Eukaryota, Metazoa, Arthropoda, Insecta, Hemiptera, Cicadellidae.